UAGAGAGAGAAGAGAGACGGGAGAGAGAGAGAGGGUACAGCGAAAAGGAAUGGAUUAAAAGGGGCCCCUUUCAUCUUCUUGAUCUUUCUCCCCGACUCGUCUCUCCAUUUUAGGGUUUAGCAGAUCCGAAUCUGCACAAGGUGGAGUUUCAAUCUGAAGCACUAACAAUUAUCUAGGGUUUCAAUCACUGCAUUAUUUUGGCACUAAAACUUCACAGGGCAGUUUCUAUGGGGGAUUCAGACAACAGCUUGCAGCCCUCCAAAAAACGAGCUGCUGGAGUACAAUUAUCACGGGACAAUCCUGGUCUCGACGACAGUGACGAGGAGAGCCCCGAACAAGAGGCGGGAACUUUUAAGAAGGCAAGCGAAGAAGUUUUGGCUACUAGAAGAAUCGUGAAAGUUCGUCGUCAGCAAGCAUCGUCGACCCCUUCAUCAGCCUCAGACCCACCGCCGACUUCGAACCCAUUUAGUUCUAUCUGUCUGGUUCCGACAGAUGCAUCCGGUGUUACAAGCAAGGAACCCGAAGAAUCGAGUGCUGAUGCCGAGUCAACGCAGAGUAAAGUCGACGAGUCAAAUCCCGAAAGUGAAGCCGGGAAAGGUAAGGAAUCCGAGCAGGUCGAAGAUAGCAAAAAUCCCGAGAAUGUAGCCGAGGAAGAAGCUACGGACAACGCAGGUAAAAGCGAGACUAAAAAGGAUGCAGAAACCGACGAAGCGGGAAAGGGAAACGGAGAGGCGACUACCGAGAAGAAACCCGAACCCGCCUCGUUCGGCUCGUUCCGACAUCUUUCGAGUAGCCAGAACGCAUUCUCGGGAUUAGCUCAAACCGGGCUUUCGAACACCUCAUUCACAUUCGGAUCGCUCCCUCAAGACGGGCCUCUCGUCGGGUCUUCGACUCCGGCUUCCCGUUCGAUGCAAGAGGUUCAUGUCGAAACCGGGGAAGAGAACGAAAAGGCUGUUUUCACAUCCGACUCCGUGCUGUACGAAUUUACGGACGGAUCGUGGAAGGAGCGAGGAAAGGGCGAGCUGAAGGUGAACGUCGCCGCAGCUGGCGCCGGAAAAGCUCGACUCAUAAUGAGGACCCGCGGCAACUACCGAUUAAUUUUAAAUGCGAGUCUUUUCCCGGAAAUGAAGCUGACGAAUAUGGACAAGAAAGGCGUCACGUUCGCCUGCGUCAACACUGCCGGAGAAGGGAAAGAUGGACUUUCGACCAUUGCGUUGAAAUUCAAGGAUGCUUCGAUAGUCGAGGAUUUCCGGGCAGCUGUGGGCGAGCAUAAAGGUAAAGCAGCCGCCGUUACUCUGAAAACUCCCGAGAAUUCUCCACAGCGAACGGACGUGUAAGAACUCGCGCUCGCGCACUUGAUAUAUUUAUUGUCUGUCGUCGUCAUCGUUCGCAGGUGGAUAAGGUGUCGAGAGAGUGAUGAAUCCUCGUCCAUGGAGUUAUAAUCAGGUACAUUUUGUUGUGUCAUUGGAAAUCUUUGUUAGACCUAAAUUAAGGUUGUUUUUCGACAAUGUGUAAGAUGGGUUGCGAGUCGGGUCAUGGAGACUUUAUUUUGACGUGGCGAAUAAUUAUGGUCUAUACUUGACUUA
This is a messenger RNA of Andrographis paniculata, 1586 nucleotides long. RefSeq names its product nuclear pore complex protein NUP50A-like. Gene Ontology annotation, cellular component: cytoplasm; nuclear pore. Gene Ontology annotation, biological process: intracellular transport. The coding region runs from base 228 to 1337 and encodes 369 amino acids. The record is from RefSeq and is a predicted model, not a curated record. Lineage: Eukaryota; Viridiplantae; Streptophyta; Magnoliopsida; Lamiales; Acanthaceae. The transcript is spliced from 2 exons. Gene Ontology annotation, molecular function: GTPase activator activity.